Molecule: messenger RNA, 2034 nt
Organism: Caenorhabditis bovis
Lineage: Eukaryota; Metazoa; Nematoda; Chromadorea; Rhabditida; Rhabditidae
Source: the annotation of a GenBank genome assembly
AUGGAUGAUGUAUUCAAAUCGCCGUCGCUUCCAAUUCCGCCGCACUCGCUAGCCGCCGAAAAGCACAUCGGUCUCGCGGCGACGCAACGCGAGGAGCCGGUGGCCGAAGUCAUCGACGAGCUCGAAACCGCCGAGGUCGAACUCGAGAAGGAGACGAAAAUUUCGGUGCAAGCGCCGAUUCUCCACUACACACCGCCGCCGUGGGCGUGCCAACCCGACGAGAAUCGCAAAUAUCAAUUGGAAAUCGUCAAAGACGGCCGAAUCGUCGGCCAUUUCAAUAUGGAAAAUCGCCGGAAUUCGACGUACGUGGUGAUCGGACGAAUCAAACAGACGUGCGAUUUGGUGCUCGAGCAUCCAUCGAUAUCAAGGCAUCAUUGCAUUCUGCAAUACGGCGAAGACAUCAUGUCAAGGUCAGGAAAGGGUUGGCAUAUUUACGAGCUAGGAAGCACCCAUGGAUCAAAGAUGAACAAGAAAAAACUUCCGCCAAAGCAGUAUAUUCGAACAAAGGUUGGCUUCAUUUUCCAAUUCGGCGAGAGCUCACGAUUCUACAAUUUGCUUGGUCCCGAGGAGGACACCGAAGCCGAAUGGGAUUGCUCGCCGACGGAAAUGAAAUUGAAGGCGCACAAGAAGAUUCUCGAGGCGAAAUUGAGAGCGGCCGCCGCGAAAGAGAUGGCCGACGAUGAGAAGCGCGCGAUCGACGAGGAGGGAUGCAAUUGGGGAAUGGAUUAUGGCGACGAGGAGAAGCCGCUGCCAAUGAUGAUGGAAACUGACGAGCAUUUAAUGGAAGACCGCGAGGCGUUUUAUAAUCAAGAUCCGAAAAAGGCGUUGGCGAAGUUUUUCGAGCGCGAGGGUUUCGAUAUGGUGUUCGAUUUCAAUGAGCAAGGCCAAGGUCUCACCCACAAAUGGGUUUGUAGUAUCGAACUGCCCGUCGAAAUUGACGGCGUCGAUCGCGCGUUCACCGCGUCGGCGACGGUGUCCACAUCGAAAAAAGACGCGCAAGUUCAGUGUGCGCUCGAAGCGUGCCGAAUUCUGGACUCGUACGGUGUUCUGCGGCGAUCGAACAGCAAAAUGCGGAUGAAGAGGAAGACGCUCGAGGAGAACGACUACUACGACGAGGACGACGAUCUCUAUCUGGAUCGAACCGGCCAAUUGGAGAAGCAGAGGGAGAAGCGCAAGCAAUGGGCCGAAGAGGGCAUCGCGCACAAGCACGUCGAGAAGGACACCUAUGAGAGUCUGUGCAAGAAGUUGGACGAGGCGAAGGCGGAGAUCGACGAGUGUCAGAAGCGGCUCGACGAGCUCAACGCGAACAAAGCGGCGGCGGCAGCGAGUGUGGCGACGAGCGGCGACGCGCUCGACGACUAUGUGCGGGAAUUGGAGAAGACGGGCGGUCGCGGUGUCGACGCGAAAACCAAAAUCGAGAAGUCGAAAUGGCGGCAGCGUCUCGUCGCCGCCACACACGAGCUGCAGAAGCUCGAGAAGCUCGUGAGAAUCGCGAAACCCGUCGAAUUGUCGGGAAUGAAGGCGCUGAGCGCGACGAGUGGCGACAAGCGCGCGUUUCUCCGCAAAAUGGUGGAGGCGAAGCGCGCGAAAAAUCAGGCAGUCGCUAGUUCGCCACAAGCGACGAACGAUGCCCCAGCUCCUGAGCAACCAGAGGCUGGUUCAACUUCGCAGCCUUCAAGCUUGCCACAAGCGACGAACGAUGCUCCAGCUCCGGAGCAACCAGCAGCUGGUUCAACUUCGCAGCCUUCAAGUUCGUCACCUCCACCUCAAUCAGAGCCGAGUGGAUUGCAGAAACGAGUUGCCGAAUGGGAGAAUGAGUUGGAGGUCGAGCAACAAAUGGAGAAGGAGAAACGUCGAAAAUUAAAUCAGCGCGUCCGAAAACGCGAUAUUGAGAAGAAGAUAGCCGGCGCCGAGGAUUACGGCGUCGGAUGCGAGGAUCGCGAUCAAAAGUAUGCAACGUGGAUGCCGCCCGACGCCGAGCAGAACGCCGCCAAGCAAGAAGCGCUCCGCGCUAAAUUUGCCGGCAAAUAUUAA